Molecule: messenger RNA, 1146 nt
Organism: Physella acuta
Lineage: Eukaryota; Metazoa; Mollusca; Gastropoda; Physidae
Source: RefSeq, a predicted model, not a curated record
AUGGGUGAAGGCAAUUCAAAUAUUCAGUGCUUCAAUAAUCAAACAAACCACACUUCCCCAGUGGAUAUGGGUAAAGAUAAGGCAAAUAUUCAGACAAUCAACACUUCCCAAUUGGCUAUUAGUCAUCAAUAUGCAAAGGAUAGCACACAAACUAUCACUAGCAGCAUUGGUGUCAAUAUAGAUUCUCUUUUUUUUGAGAUGCAACAGUUAAGGUGUGAGAAUUAUUUGCUUCGUGAAAAAGUAUUCUUUGAGCUAACCCCAGAGUCUUUCAUUAAUGACGAUGAUAAAGUCAAAUUCUACACAGGUAUUCAUUCUUAUGGUGUACUGAUGCUUAUUUUCAAUAGCAGUAGUGGCACUAUAAAUCAUAACCACAAUAAUUGUCUCACCAAGUUUCAGGAAUUUGUGCUAACAUUGAUGAAAUUAAGGCUUAGUCUGCAGCUGCAAGAUCUGUCAUACAGAUUUAAAAUUUCACUGUCAACAGCCAGUAGAAUUUUUGAGAAAUGGGUUCGCCAUAUGGCUCACAACCUUAGACAAUUUAUAGUGUGGCCUGAAAGGGAGGACAUACAAAAAACUAUGCCUAAUUGUUUCAAGCGUUCCUUUGGUGCAAACACAGCAGUUAUUAUUGAUUGUUUUGAAAUUUUUAUUGACAAACCAUCAAGUCUACCUGCUAGAGCAAUCACCUGGUCACAAUAUAAACACAAUACCAUUAAAUUUCUUAUAGGCAUCACUCCACAAUGUACUAUAUCUUUUAUAUCUAAGGCUUGGGGUGGUAGGGUUAGUGAUAAAUACUUAACAGAAAAUUGUGUCAUUUUAAACAAACUUUCACCUGGAGAUUUAGUUUUGGCUGAUAGGGGAUUUACAAUAGCAGAUAGUGUUGGGCUUUAUUGUGCAAAGCUUGCUAUUCCUGCUUUUACAAAGGGAAAAAAACAACUAUCAGCUUUGGAAGUGGCUGAGACAAGAAAGAUUGCAAAUGUUCGGAUUCAUGUAGAAAGGGUUAUUGGGUCAGUUAGACAAAAAUACAAAAUUCAAAGUGACACUUUACCACUGGAUUAUUUAAAUGAAAAGGGCAAUCCUUUAAUAGAUGAUAUAGUGACCACUUGUUGUGCAUUGAUUAAUCUUUGUCCAGCUAUUGUGCCUUUUGAUUAA